AUGAGUGCUGCUAAAUAUACAGAGCCCUGCGACACUGCUCUUUUGCCCAAAGGAGAUCAUCAAAAAACAUCUGAUGAUGAAAAAGUGCAAAUGAAAAAAGAAUUGGGUCUCUUAGAAGGAGUAGCUAUUAUUUUAGGAAUUAUUUUUGGAUCUGGGGUUCUUCAAGAAGUGGGAUCACCAGGGUUUUCUAUUUUGGUAUGGGUAUUAUGUGGAUUGCUAUCCAUGAUUGGAGCAUUAUGUUAUGCUGAACUUGGGACAUCCAUUCCAAAAUCUGGUGGAGAUUAUGCAUAUAUUUUUGAAGCUUUCGGUCCAUUGCCUGCAUUUUUAUACUUAUGGGAUGCCAUGUUAAUUUUCGUGCCAACAACAAAUGCCAUAAUGGGUCUCACUUUUGCUUCUUACAUCACCAAACCACUUUUUCCAUAUUGUGCAAUUCCAGAUGCUGCUAUAAGAUUAAUUGCAGCUGCUGCUAUAUGUUUGCUAAGUUUUCUUAACUGCUAUGAUGUUAGAUUAACGACUAAAUUGCAGAAUUUAUUCAUGUUCACCAAAAUAUUUGCUUUAGUCAUAAUUAUUAUAGCCGGUUUCACAUAUGCUGCUUUGGGAAAUGUUGAAUAUUUUGAAAAUAUAUGGCAAGGAACUGUCACAGAUUCGGGGAGAAUAGCAGUUGCUUUUUAUUCUGGGAUAUUUUCUUAUUCUGGAUGGAAUUAUUUAAAUUUUAUGACUGAAGAACUUAAAAAUCCCUAUGUAAAUUUACCGAGAGCUAUUUACAUUUCUCUUCCGACAGUAACAAUUGCUUAUGUAUUGGCUAAUAUAGCAUAUCUUAUUGUUUUAAGUCCUGUAGAAUUGAUUGCUUCUGAUGCUAUCGCAGUUACUUUUGCAGAUCAUUUACUCGAUUACUUUUCUUGGGUCAUGUCAAUUUUGGUUGCCAUAUCAGCUUUCGGAGGUUUAAGUGUACACAUAAUGACAUCUUCAAGAAUGUGUUUUGUCGGAGCAAGAUAUGGACACUUUCCAGCCAUGUUGUCUCACAUAAACAUAAAAAGAUUUACUCCCACACCUUCUUUAGUUUUUUUAAUGAUAUUAUCUUUAAUUAUGUUAUGCACUAGUGAUGUUUAUGUAUUAAUUACAUACAGCAGUAUCGUCGAAUCGUUUUUCAUUAUGCUUUCCGUUGCCGGUAUUUUAUAUUUACGUUGGACUAAGCCGAACAUGGAAAGACCUAUAAAAGUUUCAUUAUGGGUCCCAGUAACAUUUGUCAUUAUAUGCGCCCUUCUCGUUAUAAUACCGUGUUUCGAACGUCCCAUAGAAGUCGGGGUAGGAAUAUUGAUAACACUCACAGGUAUACCUUGUUAUCUAAUCGGUGUAAAAUGGCAAAACAAACCCAAAUGGUUUUUAAAUUCUUUGCGUGAGUAUAUUAUAAUAUGUAAAAUUAUAAAAUAA
This is a messenger RNA of Pediculus humanus corporis (human body louse), 1431 nucleotides long. RefSeq names its product large neutral amino acids transporter, putative. Gene Ontology annotation, molecular function: L-amino acid transmembrane transporter activity. The coding region runs from base 1 to 1431 and encodes 476 amino acids. Gene Ontology annotation, biological process: amino acid transmembrane transport. The record is from RefSeq and is a predicted model, not a curated record. Gene Ontology annotation, cellular component: membrane. Lineage: Eukaryota; Metazoa; Arthropoda; Insecta; Psocodea; Pediculidae. The transcript is spliced from 9 exons.